Penicillium paradoxum is the source of this 1443-nucleotide messenger RNA. RefSeq names its product transcription initiation factor TFIID subunit 7 family protein. NCBI's taxonomy places the organism in Eukaryota, Fungi, Ascomycota, Eurotiomycetes, Eurotiales, Aspergillaceae. Gene Ontology annotation, cellular component: transcription factor TFIID complex. Gene Ontology annotation, biological process: RNA polymerase II preinitiation complex assembly; transcription initiation at RNA polymerase II promoter. Bases 1 to 1443 code for a protein of 480 amino acids. The record is from RefSeq and is a predicted model, not a curated record. Gene Ontology annotation, molecular function: RNA polymerase II general transcription initiation factor activity. The transcript has a single exon.
AUGCCUCUAAAAAUCAAAUUCUCGAGGAGGCCAGAUCCCCCACCAGCAGAACAAUCAGCGGCGCCCGUACCAGCACCAGCACCAGUGCCUGCGCCUGCACCCCCAGCAGCCGCAACUCCUCAACCCCCGCGCAAGCUCACACUCAAGAUCGCACGCAAGUCACAACCCGAGACGAGUGAAGAAAAACCGAAGAAAAAGAAGUCGACCAAAAAACGACCUGUCGAGGGUAUCGCGCCUCCCGAGCCUGCACCCGAACCCGAAACGAGCCAUCAAGGACCCAAGCGAUUGAAACUGAACCCAACCAAGAGACCCGGUCUACAGUCGAUCCGUAUCAAGAACAAAGGCAUUGUUCCCAAUCGACCGGUGGGCGUUGGCUAUGACUCGGAGGCCUCGGAUACUGAGAAUGACCCUGCCAUCGAAGAACAAUUUAUUCUACGAAUGCUCCCAGGAGAAGACUGCGAGCAUCUGAGGAAAACCAUCAAUGAAAGAACUUUCCAUCAUUCCGAGUUCGGAUUCAAACCCCUUACCCGUGAAGGCCGGCGCGCCAUUCUGAAGGUUCGAGACAAACAAUAUGCGGCGGCCCUGGUGGAUCUACCCUGUAUCAUUGAGGGUAUGAAGAGUUGGGACCGACGAGGCUGGUACAAGUCAGCAGAUAUCUGUCAGAUGCUCUUGGUUCUGGGACGAGUCAACAAUGAGCAUGAAGCCAUGGAAUAUCCACUCCCCGCGGAUGUUGAUUGCCCCGACGAAAAGACACUUCAAUAUCCACACGGCCUGGCACCACCCCUCCGUUGGGUCCGCAAGCGACGAUUCCGCAACCGCGUUAGCACUCGCACAAUUGAACAAGUUGAGAAGGCCGUGGAAGACCUCAUGGCUCAAGACGAAACCUCCAUCUUCCCUCCAAAGUUCGAGUUGGUGGACAGCACGUCGCUGAAUCGCGUUGAGGGAUUGGUACAAGCGGAGGAGUACGAGGAGGAAUACGAUGAGGAUCAGGAUGCAUACGGGGAAGCAGAAGACGACAUGAUGGACGACUUCGAGGACGCCCUUGCAGCUGAAAUGGAGGCCGCGUUGGCCGCCGGUGAUGACGAUGCCGCAGGCGCCGUGCUAGAGCAGCCUGAUACUCCAUCCAUGCAGCCAUUCACUCCAGCCGGAGGUCCAACUGAACGCGGUUAUACCUCUGCCGAUGAGAGCAACAUCUCCGAUGAGGAUGAUGAUGACGCACAAGAUGAGCUGGAUGAUGAUCAAAUUGAGCAGCAGCAACAACUCCAGCAGCAGCGCGAGGAAGUCGCGGAGCUGGAAGCCCACAUUCGCGCGGAAACAGCACAGUGGGAGAAGGUGCAAAACCAUAUUCUUCGCAACAAGAUGGGCCGACGUAUCCAGGAGCUGAAGAAGGAUCUGGAAUUGAAGAAGGUAUCUAUGGGAAUGCCAGCUGGAGACGAUAUUUGA